GCAAUGUGGCAGCGCUUCCUCCUCACGAGGCGACCCGCGGCGCUGCGCCCUUCGUUUUCUCGCCUGCUAGCGACCGACAGCAGCCGUCGUAUUCUGUGUGUGGACGUUCCAGAACACGUUGCUGAGACCUCGUGCGUCCAGGAGCUCGUACAGCGCGGUCACGUCGUGGACCAAGUGCGCGCCGCCUCGGAUGAGUAUCUGACUUCAGUGGUGAAGGACUACGACGCACUGCUGGCAGCUCCCGGUACUAAACUGCCGCGUGAUAUCUUACGCAUUGGAGCCAAGCACAAACUGCAGUUAGUGGCUGUGCCCGCUGCCACCAUCCCCAGCGAGGACAUCGACCUCAUGGAGGCCACUAAUCAGGGCGUGAUGCUACUCCAACUCGAGUCCAAGCAGGUGGGCGACCGCUCGUCCGUAGAGGCAGAGAUCGGUCUCAGUCUGCUCAUCCAAUUAGCACGGCAUCUGCCUCGCAGUAUGGCUUGUAUGCGCUCGGGCGAGGCGUUCGACCGCCAGGAAUUCGCUGGUACCGAGCUGGCCGGGAAGAGCCUCGGCGUCGUGGGCAUUGGACAAGCUGGACGACGUGUAGUAGAUAUGGCGCAUGCGCUUGGACUACAAGUCUUUGGCUUUGACCCUAACUUGAACCAGGAAGCAGCCGAGCUCAUGGGAGUUAAGUGCGUGUCCAUGGACGAGCUGUACGCAGCUUGUGACUUCAUCACUUUCCACGCUCCGCUGACAGCCCGUACACGCGGUAUGUUUGGAGACGAGGCCUUGGAGAAGUGCAAGCCUGGCGUCAAGAUCGUGUCAGUCGCGGAGUACAAGGGCAGCCACGGUCUGCUGGACGAGAACACGUUGCUGCGUGGUCUGGAGUCGGGCAAGAUCAGCGGCGUGGCGCUGGAUCUACUCCAAUCAGCAGACGGACUGGACAUGUCGCCUACGUGGCAAGAGCUGAUGAACCACGAGAAUGUCAUCACACGUGCCCAUGCUGAUGGUACUGCGUCGGACGACGUGCUCCAGCGCCGUAAGUACCGUCUUUUGGCGGAAAACGUGGGUGCUGCACUGGCACAGCGCUACUACCGUGGUGUAGCUAACGGUGUGUUCAUGCCAUUGACGCUCUUGCCGGAGAUGAAGCCAUUCCUGGAGCUAAGCGAGUCUCUCGGUCGCUUCGUGCACCAACUCACACUGUCGGCCGACCCGAAGGACCGGAUCACAAAUGUGUUCCUAGCUGCUACUGGUGGGCUGCAGAUUGACAUCACCACGCCACAAGCUCGUCAGGUAUUGCAGAAUGCGCUGCUUAAGGGAAUGCUUGAGAGUAUGCGGGAGUACAAGGGACCUGCUGAGGACGAGGAACAACUCGAGAUCAGUCUUCUGAACUCAUCGCUGCUUGCUAUGGCGAAGGGUAUUGACGUACGUCAAGGCGACUUAAAGACCGACCCGGCAGCUGUUCGUCGUCACUUGAAGAACUGUCUGGCUGUUGUAGUUGAGACCAAGAACAAGGACCGUCUUCUCGUCAAGGGUAGCGUCUUCGGUGAGGACCCGCGUGUCGUGCGUGUGAACGAGUACUCAGACUUCCCAGCAUUCCGUCCGAAGGGCAACAUUCUGGUGUUCAACAACGAAGACGUCCCUGGUGCUAUUGCCGGAAUUCUGAGUGAACUGUCCGACGCGAAGAUCAACAUCGCCAACUUCGGUCUCGCUCGUCAGAACAACGUUGAACAUCCUCUUGGUAUUCUCGCGUUAGACUCAGUGCCCUCUGACGAGACGUUGAACGCUUUGAAGGACCUACCGAGCGUACGCAGCGUUCGGUUCGCCCAGGUUUAAGAGAUGUGUAUCACGACAAUGCAGCAGUUGUAGUGGCCGAUAGUACUCGAGCUAAAGCGAGAAGAAGCUCGAUAAAAAAACAAGAAAGAGAAGCGUCUAUCGACUGUU
This is a messenger RNA of Phytophthora infestans T30-4, 1923 nucleotides long. Its product is annotated as D-3-phosphoglycerate dehydrogenase, putative. NCBI's taxonomy places the organism in Eukaryota, Oomycota, Peronosporomycetes, Peronosporales, Peronosporaceae. Gene Ontology annotation, molecular function: phosphoglycerate dehydrogenase activity; NAD binding. Bases 4 to 1815 code for a protein of 603 amino acids. The record is from RefSeq and is a predicted model, not a curated record. The transcript has a single exon.